Molecule: messenger RNA, 669 nt
Organism: Rotaria sp. Silwood1
Lineage: Eukaryota; Metazoa; Rotifera; Eurotatoria; Philodinida; Philodinidae
Source: the annotation of a GenBank genome assembly
AUGAACAAUGUUCAAAUUAAAUUCGAUAUUACUAGUCAUAGACCAUCGUAUGGUUCACGUGAAGUUCCAUUCACGAGAAUAGCACAUUGUACACAUCGAAAAGGCAAUCUAAUAGAAAUGUUACAUACAGCAGCUGAUAAUGGAUCCAAAAUACAUUUUAAGGGAAAAAAACAUAGUAAUUAUGAAAAAUUACCGGCUUUAAGUUGGUGGGGUAUUAUACCUGAUAAAAAGUCUAUGCUUGGACAUUCAGUUACUCAUUUUAAUACAGAUCGUUCAAAUACUUUUAAAGACAGCAAUCGGUAUGGUCCAAUCUGUUUUUCUAUACCAUUAGAAAAUGUACAAGGUGAAUUCUAUUGUGGUGGUACUCGUAUAUUUACACAUGAAUAUGCACAUACAACUAUUAUUAACAUUAACAAGAAAUAUAUUCCAGAAAAAUAUUCGGAAAGUAAAUUUCGACGUGAUUCAGAAGUAGAUGAUCGAAAUACAGCACUUUAUUCUAUUAUUCCAGAAAAUUUAAUUAAUAUUUAUGGUGGUAAUCGUUAUUUAUGGCGAUGUUAUCGUUGGGGUAAUAAUGAAGAUUCGAAUAAAAUCAAUUAUAAAUGGGAUCAUCCAGAGUUUGCAAUUGUUGCUGGCAAGGAUGGUUUUGAUUUUACUGCUGCUCAAGGUUGA